This is a messenger RNA of Chelonoidis abingdonii (Abingdon island giant tortoise), 3877 nucleotides long. Lineage: Eukaryota; Metazoa; Chordata; Testudines; Testudinidae. The record is from RefSeq and is a predicted model, not a curated record.
CCCUGGCCCCGUCCCCGCGCAGCUGCUGGCCAGGAGGGCGCAGGGCAGACUGACUGCGGACUGACCAGCUCUGACCUCCCUCCUCGCCAGGGGAUCGGGGUGGGCGUGGCUCGCCCUCUCUCCUUGUCUCCCCCUAGCCAGGGGAUCCCUCUGCCUGUGCACUGCUCCUCCUCCCCCCAGACCCACCCAAUCAGGGCAUAGCCCCUGGGUGUCGCCCUCACCAUGUUCACCCCUUGAUCCUCUUCUUGCCCCCCUUCCAGCCCCCCCAGUGUCAGUGAUGGGGCUUGCUCUGCUGAGAGCUUUCAUGUACAUCUGAGAAAAUAAGGAUACAGAAAGAAGAGGCGAAAUGAACCAUUUCCAGCAGUGGGUCAUAUUCCUGCUCUCCUUGUUUCUGGAGUGUACAGAGGCCAAAAAGCAUUGCUGGUAUUUUGAAGGGUUGUAUCCUACAUAUUAUAUAUGUCGCUCCUAUGAAGAUUGCUGUGGGUCAAGAUGCUGCGUAAGAGCCCUCUCUAUCCAGCGACUCUGGUAUUUUUGGUUCCUUCUCAUGAUGGGCGUUCUGUUCUGCUGCGGAGCUGGUUUCUUCAUCCGAAGGCGGAUGUACCCUCCAUCGCUCGUAGAAGAACCUACUUUUAAUGUAUCCUACACUAGACAACCAGCCAACACUGCAGCAGGAUCACAGCAACCAGGGAUGCCAUACUACACGGAUCCAGGAGGACCUGUGAUGAACCCCAUGGCUAUGGCUUUCCAUGUCCAGCCCAACUCCCCGCAAGGAAAUCCAGUGUACCCACCUCUGCCCUCUUACUGCAACGCACCACCACCUCCAUAUGAGCAGGUGGUGAAAUCCUCCACAUAACAACUCUGCAGCUCUGUUACCUGACUCUGUGAGAAGCAGGUGCCAUUGCAAAGUGACUGGGGUAGAGGGCCUCUGUCCUUCUGAACACUUGCUAAUUCUCUAACUCUCCCUACACACACUCCCCAUUAACAUUACUUGCAAGGGAUGAUUUUUUUUUGUAGUAGGGGGUGAAUUUUCAUUUUGAUGUAUUCAAAACUAAAGCAAGGUCUUUUAAAUGCUUUUAAUGGAAACCUAUAUUUAAAUCCAGUAUGUUUCCCCUUUAUUUAUUGUUUCAAAGGUGUAUAUUAAUGCAUUGUGGCAAAAUACGGUAGCAGCUUUAUGCAACCACAAAGUGAUGCACGCUCUCCUAAAACCCAGUAGACGAAUGUGGUGUUCUACUAGAGUAGAAAGGAGAGAAGGCGUGAGUUGGAGGAAAGAGUCAGGGCAAGAUAUUUAUGAGAAGUGUGACCACCAACCUCAUGGCCUAUGGUUUUCUAGGAAAGCUCUGUUCUGAGACAAAGAAGGGGGACAGGAUGUUAUGGAAGCCAUCGAGCGAGGAAGUCGAGUCAUGGCAGUGGGUUCUGUUUGGAACGAGUCCUGCUUGAGAACUUCACUUCUAUAAAAGGUGUGGGUCCAAGAAAUCUUGAAUGAGCAGGUCUGCAAGGUCUCCACCCGCACCUGGACUCUGAACUUGCCACCUUAAGCCUGGCUCCUCUUCUCCUUCUGACACUUUCUGGAGGGCUUUUGUUGUUGUUGUUGUUUGUUGUUGUUGCUGCCAAGGAUAAGAUUGUAAAAUAUAGUUGAUGACCUGUGUGUGGCAGGGAAAAUGUUAUCAGCUAACAGCUACACAUCUACACUUGUAGAGAAACUACUUAGAAAUAUUUCAAUACACAGAAGAAUUUUCUGCCCUAAAGUUAAAAUGGAAAAAAUGGGAACUUAGGCCCAGAUCCUCAAGGUAUUUGGGCACUGAACUUCCAUCUGGGCCUUGGGUCCCAAUCUUGCUCCCUUUGAAGUCACUGGGAGUUUUGUCAUUGACGUCACUGGGUGAUGAUUGGGUCCUUGUUCCAUACAACGCGUUAGCUCACUGGGUUUGGUUAUGGUCUUAUAGUCAUAGAGAGAGCACAAAAGGGUGUUGUCUUCUCCAAGCAAGAGAUCUGAAAAUCUUCUCUUGAUGUUUUAAGUGCAAUAACUUACUGGGAUAUAUGUUUAAGGGUAGCUUCUGAGCCUAAUGCAUGGACACUUUGGCCAUGCAAUACCACUUGCAGACGAGUCUCUGUGCAUCAUGCUGAAAAUGUCCCCAGUUGUAUUUGCCUCAUACUCCUGGGAGGUUCUUUGAGUGGCAGUGGCUACUACCCAACAUCUUCAAACAAACAAAACCUUUUCUCCUGAGGUGUUAAUGAAUGGUUGUUUUUGCAGACAUUUUCCCACUUAUUUUGAUUGUUUCCAAUUAAAGUGUGGUGUUUGUUAUUGCUGUUUGAACUGAAGAAUCACCUCAACUAUGAGCUCCUGGCACAAGACCUAUAGAAAUAUUUAUUAACUUCCAAUUAGUUACACCGGUGCCAUCCCACUGGAUGCCUGAGAGUGCCAAUGUGUAACUGAAUGCAUACUCCCAAGACAUCUGCAUUGCGGAGAUGUGGUUGAGGGCCUUAUUUAGCCUGCAGAGCCUUAUCACUGGUGAUGAUUUGUGAGAAUUUGGUUCUCAGAGCCCAGGCUGAGUUUGCAGGGCUAACAAUCAGAGACCAACAUCUUUUUGCUUGUAUACUGCACACCUUCAGUACAGAAAAUACCAAGCACCAAAUAAACCUGGGAAUGCCCUGUCCUCUUUUUAGUCCCUUUUCUAAGUGGAACUACCCUUCAAAGGAUCAAAUCCAGUAGUCAUAACUCAGGCAGAAUUACUAUUGAAAAUCGCCACUUGUGUGACAUCUAGGAGAAAAUACUUUCUGCGCCCACUCCAGUACAAUCCUGACACACUCUGGGAGGAAUUGGCCUGAAAUUGCAUUCAUUUGAAUUGUGUUACAUUCACCAAAGCCCAGCCUGGGACUUCAGCUAGAAUCCUUAGGGUCACAGAAACACAUUUCAUAGAGUCCAGUGGAUCAUUUGCAAGCAGCCUUAAGGGGCCAAAUCCCAGUUCAACUGGAGUCAGAGGGAGAUUUGCCAUUGAUUUCAACUGGACCACGAUUUGGCCCAAACGCAAAGAUUAAACUUGUUUAGCAAAUAAAAUAUAAGCAGAGGAUUCCUGCCAGGAGCAGUGGUAGCAUUUCUGUUAGCCUUUGCACUGGAUUUCAUCUUGGCAUGUAACUAUUAGUCUUGCUUUCAAGAAGAAAUAAAUGAAGGGAUAAAGAUGACAUCAGGUUAAAAAUACUGACCUGUAGGGCUGGGCUGUUUUUGCAUUUUCUGAAUACAGUCUUUAAAAGGGCUUGUCUACCCGAACAUUUAGUUUGCGGCAAGCUGAGGCGUGAAUCUAUCCCGUGUUAGCCUGCUGCGUCAAAACUGUCCACGUGGACCCUGCUGACGUGCAGUAACAGUUCCUUAGUACACUUUGAUUACCUGGCUUUGGAACAGGAGUAGGUCAAAGGGCAUUAAGGAGUUGUUAGUGUGCAUCAGUGUGGAGUAGAUUCCCCACCCCCGUUUGCUGUGAAUUAAAUGAUCAAAUAAGCAAAUCCGAAGAGUGUUUCUAAGCCUGCUUACACUGGUAUAAACCAAGAGGAACUCCGCUAAAGUCCAUUCGGUUCCACUGGUAUGAGAUUAGAAUCAGGCCCUGUGUUUCUACUUGCACUUAUAGUAAAGUCCAUAGAAGUUAAAUCAGAUUGUAUCCAACCAUACUGUGUUUUAGAAGUGUUGAAUGUGACAUUCAUAUCCAUUUAUCUUUUUAGGGUAAAAAGAGACACUCGUAUUUACUGAGACUGUAAGAUUUCACAAUACAUGGGAAAGCUCAUUCCUUUCUGUAGUGCUGGGUUUAGUGCCGUAUUCCAACAUGAAGUUUGACCUGAUCUCUUGCUUAUCCCUACAGCCUACUUUGCCGAUUAAAAACCAAUCAAAUUCUAA